AUGAAUUUCUCGUUUUGUCUUCUUUGGAUUUUUAUUCAAAGAAUUUCAACUUUUUCGUUUAAUCAACCGAAAUUUUGUUCAAAUGCAACUUGGAAUAAAUCUGCAAUUACUUUUGCUGAUCAAAACAUUAUUGGACGACUUCCCCGUGCUCUUUUUAUAAACACAAACAACACAAUCUAUUCAUUCAAUCAGAAUACAAAACAAAUUCUAAUCUGGGCCAAUCAAAGUUCAAAUCCAACAAAAAACAUUUCGGGGAAUUUCGUCGGAUCAUUGUCGAUAUUUGUGACAAAUGUUGGAGAUAUUUUUAUCGAUAAUGGUCAGUCGAACAAGCAAGUUAAUCAAUGGAUUCAACGAAAUGAAAGUUUGAUCACUGUCAUGAGUGUCGAUUCUCAAUGUUUUGGGUUGUUUGUCGAUCAAAAUAAUUCGUUAUAUUGCUCAAUGUCCAAUCAACAGAAAGUGGUGAAGAGAUGGUUGAACGAUGUUGAUUUGAAACCAAAACUUGUUGCUGGAAAUGGCACUAAUGGUUCUGCUCUCAAUCAACUUUCUUCUCCUGAUGGAAUAUUUGUUGAUGUGAAUUUCGAUUUAUAUGUGGCAGAUUGUGACAAUAAUCGUAUCCAACAAUUUGAAGUUGGACAGUUAAAUGGAAAAACGAGAGUGGGACAAGGAUCUUCAAAUGUCACAUUUACACUCAAUGGUCCAAGUGGAAUUGUUCUCGAUGCACAAAAAUAUUUUUUCAUUGUGGAAAGAGGAAGACAUCGUAUAAUUAGAGAAGAUGCGAAUGGUUUUCGAUGUUUAGUUGGAUGUGCUGGAGAAGGUUCACAAUCUGAUCAAUUAUCCGCCCCAAAUACUCUGAGUUUUGACAUUGAUGGAAAUAUUUUUGUUAUUGAUUAUGGAAAUCAUCGAAUUCAAAAGUUUAAUUUUGAAAAAACAUCGUGUAAUGAAUCUUCGGUAGUUGGAACGACAAAUCAAGUUGCAGAAAGUGAAUUAUCAACUGUUUCAUUGACAACGACGAAGAUCGAAGAAAGUUUGUUGAAAUUAGUUUUCAUUAAGAAGUGA
Messenger RNA from Adineta ricciae, 1056 nucleotides. NCBI's taxonomy places the organism in Eukaryota, Metazoa, Rotifera, Eurotatoria, Adinetida, Adinetidae. The record is from the annotation of a GenBank genome assembly.